This is a messenger RNA of Manis javanica (Malayan pangolin), 1746 nucleotides long. It is a transcript of the gene ITGB1BP2, whose product is annotated as integrin subunit beta 1 binding protein 2. Lineage: Eukaryota; Metazoa; Chordata; Mammalia; Pholidota; Manidae. The record is from RefSeq and is a predicted model, not a curated record.
UGUGGGGGUUGACAAAGAUCAGUGCUGUUGGUACACAGAAGUAAUGAUGGGAGGAAAGCUGCUGCUUUGAAAGAAAAUGGGCUGGAGGAAUUGGGGUACCCUCAGUGAGCUGUGAAGGGUCCCAAAACGUAUUCAUUUCUGAGCAGCUGUUGGUAUGUCAGGGGCCAGGAAUUGUCAUGGUAAAUCUAAAAUUGUCUCAGGCAGUUACCUGACCUCACUUAAGUGUGCUCUGCUCUGCCUGACUCUCUUCUUGAGCCUCCGAGCUAAUGCUUUUGAGAUCUUUCCUAUUGGCUCAGUUGGGAAAACCAGUUGAAGUUCCCUUGUCCAUGUUAGGAGGUACACGCCUCCUGAACUAAAGAGGGCUCUUCGAGGCAGCUAAAAGCCUCCGACUAAGAGGUGUUCCCCAUUUGGCAGCCAGACUCUUUGAAAUACUGUUUCAGUACUUUGUACCAACGACUCCAUGUCUCGUCUCUGCCAUAACAAAGGCUGUGGGCAGCACUUUGACCCUAAUACCAACCAUCCUGAUUUCUGUUGCCAUCACCCUGGGGUUCUGAUCUUCCAUGAUGCACUUAAGGGUUGGUCCUGCUGCCUGAAGUGAACUGUAGAUUUCUCUGAGUUCUUAAACAUCAAGGGCUGUACUGUGGGACCACACUGUGCUGAGAAGCUGCCUGAGGCCCCUCAGCCUGAGGGCCCUGCUGCAAGCAGUACACUUGAGGAGCAAAAACCUGUGAAUACCAUCCCAAAGUCAGCAGAGACUUUGUGCCAGGAGAGGCCCAAGUCAGAGUUGCCUCCAAAGCUGCUUCUGCUAAAUAUAUCCCAAGCCCUGGAAAUGGCAUUGGAACAGAAGGAAUUAGACCAGGAACCUGGAGCAGGACUUGACAAUAGUCAGAUCCGGACUGGUUCCAGUUGCCAAAACCCAGGAUGUGAUGCGGUUUACCAAGGCCCCGAGAGUGAUGGUACUCCAUGCACCUACCACCCAGGAGCACUUUGAUUCUAUGAGGGGAAGAAGUCCUGUAGCUGUUGUGGCAUCCAAACCCUGGAUUUUGGAGCAUUCCUGGCACAGCCAGGAUGCUGAGUUGGUAUACUUGACUGGGGGAAGCAGUUGCCAGUGUCUUGCCAGCAUGAUUGGUACCAGACAGAUUCCUCAGUAGUGGUGACUGUGUAUGGCCAGAUUCCACUUCCUGCACUCCACUGGGUGAAGGCCAGUCAAACUGAGCUUCAUGUCCACAUUGUCUUUGAUGGCAACUGUGUGUUCCAAGCACAGAUGAAGCUCUGGUGGGUCAUAAAUGUGGAGCAGAGCUCUGUCUCCUUGAUGCCAUCUCGGGUGGAAAUCUCCUUGGUCAAGGCUGACCCAGGAUCCUGGGCCCAGCUGGAGCACCCUGAUGCACUAGCUGAGAAGGCUAAGGCAGGGCUUGGGUUAGAGAUGGAUGAGGAAGAAUCUGAGGAUUCAGAUGAUGAUGUGAGCUGGACAGAGGAGGAGGAAGAGGAGGAAGUGAUGGAGGAAUAGUGACACCAGACAGUCAAGUGUCUAGGUAGGACCUCAGUGACUUUUUAAGAACCUCAGAGACCAAGAUAUGGUUGGCCAUGUGGUGUCCUUGAGUAGCAGGAGGCCAAAGGAGGGGAGAACAAAAGAGUCCAAGCCACGCUGAUUUUUCCCUUAAAUAAACCUUGUGCUCUUCAGUUUCACAUGGUGUCAUUCUGUCACCUUACUAUCUGGGAUUGUAUCCUUUCCUCCAGCUUCUGUGU